CGCGGAAAUACUGACGUGUUCACGACAAGUAGCUAGUGCAGCUAGCUAGGUAGAGCCGGGCAGUGACACAGAAUCCGCAUCAGGAUGUCAGAAGGGGACAGCGUUGGGGAGUCAAUCCAUGGGAAACCAUCUGUAGUUGCUGCCUUUUUCACCAGGAUUGGACAGGUCUAUCAGUCAUGGCUUGACAAGUCAACGCCGUUCUCUGCGGUGCGAUGGGCUCUCACUCUACUACUCACGCUUGUCUACAUGAUCAGAGUCUACAUACUACAGGGGUGGUAUAUAGUAACAUAUGCUUUGGGAAUCUACCAUCUGAACCUGUUCAUUGCAUUUCUAUCGCCAAAAGUGGAUCCCUCACUACUUGAUGAAGAUGAGGGCCCAUCCCUUCCCACCAAGCAGAACGAGGAGUUCCGCCCUUUCAUCAGGAGGUUGCCUGAAUUCAAAUUCUGGCACUCAGCGACAAAAGGCAUCGUCAUCGCCAUGGUUUGCACAUUUUUUGAUGCCUUCAACGUGCCGGUGUUCUGGCCAAUCCUUGUAAUGUACUUCAUCAUGCUCUUUUGCAUCACCAUGAAGAGGCAGAUUAAGAGGAAACAUAGGAAAACAGACAGAGCUUUUACUAAAAUAAAUGGAUGAAGUGGGUGGCGAUCACACAUUUUUUUUCAAUGAACUUUUUUUGAUUUUUCUUUUCCUCCCAAUGCUGGGAAAAUGUCAUGACUAAAAACUGAUCAGCAAUGUAGUAAGGAAGAAAAACAUUAUUCUGUAAAAAGUUUGUGUUUUAAUGGGUUGUCUGGAUUUGUGUAUAUAUAGUAUAUAUAUAUUUUAAAAUAUAAUUUUUGCUUUGAGAUUUGUUUUUUCUUUCUUUUUUUUUUCCAUCCAACCACCUUGCUAUUUACAAGUGUUUAAAAUCCAUUUAGGUUGAAAUUGAUGAAAGCCAAACUGAUUAAUUGGGCUCUUGAGUUAAUAAAUUUCAUGUUUUUCAUGGAUUGCAUGUAAUUUUCCUGUGCUACAGUUUAAAAACAAAAAAAGUUGAUUUUAAAAAGUUGAGUGUAAUUUUUUUCCCACUCCAAUGCUAUUAAAGAGGCUGUGUCCUUUUGGAGCAGUAUACAAGUGU
Austrofundulus limnaeus is the source of this 1108-nucleotide messenger RNA. It is a transcript of the gene rer1, whose product is annotated as retention in endoplasmic reticulum sorting receptor 1. NCBI's taxonomy places the organism in Eukaryota, Metazoa, Chordata, Actinopteri, Cyprinodontiformes, Rivulidae. Gene Ontology annotation, biological process: retrograde vesicle-mediated transport, Golgi to endoplasmic reticulum; protein retention in ER lumen. The record is from RefSeq and is a predicted model, not a curated record. Gene Ontology annotation, cellular component: Golgi membrane.